Molecule: messenger RNA, 258 nt
Organism: Neurospora tetrasperma FGSC 2508
Lineage: Eukaryota; Fungi; Ascomycota; Sordariomycetes; Sordariales; Sordariaceae
Exons: 1
Coding region: 23-196 (57 amino acids)
Source: RefSeq, a predicted model, not a curated record
GCCAAAGUGAGGUGGAAGUGGAAUGGAGAUAGGUUGGGGCCUGGCCGCCUGGAAGCUAGGUUGCCAGACACCGCCCAAGGAAGCCCGGCCUGGAAUCGAAGGCGCGGGGAUGGGAAAGCCUGCGGACACGGAACCUGACGCUCUGAGGUGGGUCUUGCCGCCCGCUUCUGGGCUCGUCAACCUCGAGGGGAGCUGAGGUUAAGAGGUGAUGCCAACCAUGUUUAAAAGGAUUUGAUGUAUGUUUGUCUUCCGAAUAAG